UGAACCCUGGGCUGAAGUUGUUUCGGUUCGUCGGUUGUGGUCCUGUACUAAAUUGCUAGGUCGGGAGCUUGCUUUCCGCAAACCAUCAUAAACGUCCAGUAGUCGAAAUCGGGGCAUUGAUAUCUGUUGUGGCUUUCCUGCAGCUACUGCAUCCGUCUCCGGGCUUAAUACUAUAAAUCACGGAACAGGCUUUCUGGUAUCUUCAGUAAGAUGGGUGGUGGACCAAAAGAAACGCUACUCGUAGCGAUCGAAUUCCCGGAAAGCAAAGAGUUAGUGGACAGGAUGAGAAAGAAAUUUCCAUAUGUGGACAUCGUCUGGUAUCAGCAUGAUCCCAAAAAAGGGCCAGUUCCAGAGCAUCUGUUCCGCUCCGUAACUAUAUUAGUCACUAUGUUCAGCCUUCCGUCAAAGCUGUCACUGGUGCCGGAACUGCGCUAUGUACACUUCUUCAGUGCCGGGAUCAAUCACAUCUACGAACAUCCUCUCUACAAAGAUUCGAAGAUUCCCCUGACGACCUCAAAUGGCGUUCAUGGGCCUCAGAUCGCAGAGUGGGUCGUUAUGACGGCGUUAUGCCAGAAUCAUUCUUACAACCACUGGCACGCACUUCAGCAGCAGAAGAAAUGGGGCAAUUUCAGAGACGUGAAAGUUCGGGACUGGGCUGGUCAGAAAGUCGGUAUUCUUGGUUAUGGUAGCAUCGGCCGUCAGGUCGGCCGUGCUUUUGCUGCUCUGGGUAUGACCAUCUAUGCAUAUACCGCCUCUCCACGCCCAACACCAUCGUCACGUGUUGACAACGGUUAUAUUGUACCUAACACCGGCGAUCCGGAUGGCAGUAUACCAACCGCCUGGUACUCCGGCACCUCAAAAGCCUCCCUGCACGACUUCCUCUCGCAAAAAUUCGACAUAAUAGUCCUGACGCUCCCGCUAACUCCCUCAACAACGCACCUCCUCGGCACCGAGGAAUUUGCUAUUCUCGCAUCCCAACCCCAUCCACCUCUCCUGAGUAACAUCUCGCGAGGACAAAUUGUUGACCAGGCAGCAAUGGUGAAGGCUCUACAUGAUGGUGGACUACGAGGUGCAUGUUUAGAUGUUACAGAUCCAGAACCAUUGCCGGAAGACAGUGAGUUAUGGACGGCAAAAAAUGUCAUUAUCACGCCGCAUGUUAGUGGUGGAAGCGAGAAGUAUCUGGAGAGAACGUGGGAUAUACUGGAGAUGAACGUGGGCCGGCUGAUGGAGGGAAAGAAGUUGAUCAAUCAGGUAGAUCGCCGAAGAGGCUACUGAAGAGAAGAAAAAGGCCAGAGAGAAAACCAAGACUUCAUUUAUGAUGCGACACGCUUGUGAGCAUGUAUUCAUGACAUAGGAGCAUAAACUGCUAUAGAUGCUGUACUGGCGAUGCCAACCAGCUGAUCAGAUUCUAG
Molecule: messenger RNA, 1412 nt
Organism: Pseudovirgaria hyperparasitica
Lineage: Eukaryota; Fungi; Ascomycota; Dothideomycetes; Acrospermales; Acrospermaceae
Product: 2-hydroxyacid dehydrogenase
Exons: 5
Coding region: 211-1275 (354 amino acids)
Molecular function (GO): NAD binding
Source: RefSeq, a predicted model, not a curated record